This is a messenger RNA of Odocoileus virginianus texanus, 3671 nucleotides long. The record is from RefSeq and is a predicted model, not a curated record. Lineage: Eukaryota; Metazoa; Chordata; Mammalia; Artiodactyla; Cervidae.
CUGAAGUUUGUGACGGUCGCAGCCGAGUCCUGGCCGCAGCCCGGGACGCGGCGAGCCAGCGGCCGGCCUCGAAGCAUCUGCAGUUGGAGGGUGAGGCCCGCUGUGCCCGGCCCGAGCGCCCUUUGGCGGCCACAGGCGCCCGUCCUCCGGCGCGGUGCGCCCGCGCCCGAGCGGGGUUCAUGGAGCUGGGGCUGUGCUUCCUUUUCGGGCUCGCUGUGACCUCCGCCGCAGGAUGGGUGCCUCACCCCCAGUCUGGGGAUGCUGGCAGGAGCAGCAUGCCCCGGGCCCCCUCUGCAGCCAGAUCAGAGGCGGACACCAAGGAGACUGUGGCCACCGUGGCAGCCUGGGGUCCAAGCCCCAGAAGCCCUUGGCGGGAGCAGGGACCAAGUCAGUUUGGGAAGCAGGGGCCCGAGGGGGUCCCCGGGCACCACCGAGCCCGGCGCUGUACAUGUUUUACCUACAAGGACAAAGAGUGCGUCUACUACUGCCACCUGGACAUCAUCUGGAUCAACACUCCUGAACGGACUGUGCCCUAUGGACUGUCCAGCUACAGAGGGAGCGGAAGCAGGGGCAGGAGGUCGGCUGGGCAGUUCCCACAGAGUCCACCACCGGUGAAGGGGACACUGCGCUGCGCCUGCGCGGAGAGCGAUGAUGACGCCUGCUUGCAGUUCUGCACCUGGUCCCUGGCUGCCCGCGGGAAUUCAAGGUCGGCGCAAACACCUGACAAAGAAGUGGGAAAGCAGACUGGUGGUGCCCUGGGGGGCAUGCGUCCGAGGAGCAGCUGAUUCUGGACAGAGAUGAAUUAGAACAGCUGGGUGCCAGGCCCUCCAAGUCCUCCAGUUCAUUUUAUAAAUUUUUUUUAACCCGUUUGUGGUUUUUGUAUGAUCCCGAGGGCUUCCAGCAGCCCAACUGGGUUUAUGUGUCAUUCUAUCAAUCAGAAAUUGUUAUUAAUGAGUUGUCUACACAUCUGCAAUGGGAUGGUAAUUUAUGUUCGUAGCAGUGGCCUGGAUGGGGUUUGGGUUCCUACAUGGUCUGAUCAAGGGAGGGUUAAACCCUUCUGGAUAUAUACAAGGCAUCCCAGAUUGGUGGCAGAUUGCUUCAAGUCAUCUGGAGAGGACUCUGUCAGUAUCAACAAUAAAAACGUGGAGGAGCGGCAGAGGCAGGCCCUGGAGAGGAUGAGUUAGGCCCCCACCAGUCCCCACUUUGCCUCUUCUUCCUCACCCCAAACCCAAACCACUCUCAGUGAGGGAGCAAUAUGAUUAAACCAUCCACCCAUCAUGUCAUUUAUUCAAUUCAGCAAGGAUUCAUUGAACACCUGUGAUGUACAGGGUACCAUCCUAAAUGCUGGGGACACCACCGAGAAUACGGCAAAAGUUCAGCCUUCCUGGCACUUAAAUAGUGGGAGAAGCAGAUAGCAAACCAGUACAUAAAACAUAGAUCAGGGCAUGUGAAGGAAAGCAGGAAGCAGGCUGGGGGUAGGAAGUAUUGGGGGUGGUUGCAGGUUAGGUGGUCUCACUGGCCAGGUAACAGUGGCAUAAAGACCUAGAGGAAGUGGGACAGGGUGAGCCAGAGUGAUGAGGAAGGGAAGAGGCUGUCAGACAGGGGAAGGGUAAGUGCAUAGGCCCUGCAGUAGGAACGUGCUGUGCUGGGCGUGUUCUGGGAAGGCAGGGGAGGCCAGCGCUGUUGUCAUUGUCCUGUCUUGAUGUUCAGGAGGUGAGGACAUUGGCACAGAUGUCCCACCCGGGCCUGGAAAGGAGCUGCUUCUAGGCUUUACAACGUUGCUUGUCAAGCUCCUGUAAGAAGCUUUACUUGGAAAGAAAAAGUCUUUCCUUAUAAGCAUGGUCCCGACUUUAUUGCAAGACUGGAGUUAGUCAUCCCUAGAUUGACAUUUUCAGAGUGGAACUUGCUACCGUCCUGAGCUUGGGAUCCUCAAAGAUGGGACCAAGCUGCAAGAGAGACAGCUCCUAAGGCCCCACUGGCAGCGAUGACGGUGUGUACACCUUCGGGCGGAUGGCAGGCUCUGAAAUUGCCAUGAAGCUCUGUCAAGGAGGCUCCGUUCAAAACAAGGAAUGGGCUGAAGAGGGAUGGGGUGGCUCCCUUUCAGGUGGUGGAGAGCUUGGCUUUUGUUAUAGGCUUCUUUCUUCUCUUUUGCAUAUCUCUCCCGCCUUUUCUGAGGUAGGCUGAAGUCAAGGCCAGACAAAGCAAGUAGGCUUUAGACCUCCAUCAAAGUGGACGUCCCCGCCCCGCGGUCUGCCUGCCCCUCGCUGGCCCUUUUGGGAGCUCCCUGGAGAGAAGGGCCUGCAGCAGGAAGGCCUCAGUUAUGGCUCCUCCUUGGUUCACAUUUCCACCUCUUUGAGGACAAGAAAUGAGUUUUGCCUGGGGGAGAAAACCCACUCAAGGGGUCCUCAAACUUAACAAUACAGCCCUUUCCCAAGAAUGCCCCCUCCAAAGACCCCAGCUUCCCUAAUGGGUAAAAUGAUCCCAGCUGUGCCUCAGGGCCUGCAGCCCAAGGCUCGGGUUUCACUCAGGAAAUUGUUUUUGGAGAGGUAUGGCACGUCCCAAAGCCACUUCUCUCUGGGAGUGAGUGGACCCCAAGCUAAGUCUUUGCAAAUGUAAACCCAUGUCCAUCUGGGAACAGAUGCAGGCCCCGUCGGAGCAUGUCGACGUCCGACCAAUCACAGGGCGCAGGCGCAGGGGUGAGCUAGCAGAUCACAUCUCUACAGGAGUUGAUGAGUUUGAAGCUUAUGGGAUUUAGACAGACAUUUUCAGCUUUUCAGCUGUGCUUGGUACGCACUAAAAGAAUACAUCUAAAAAAGGAAAGGAAGAAAGAAAGGAUCCUUGAUGUCUGUGAUACGUAAAGGAGGAAAUGAACACCUGAAGGUUUUGAACCCCAGGCCCCACAGCAGAGGGACUUCGCGCCCUUUGCCAACAGGCGCACUGAUGAACAAUAGACCUGGUUCCCUGGAAGCCACUGUGAAGGCAGCCCCAGCGCAAGGCUAUUAGUGUGAUAUUUGUUUUCAGGAAGAAAUGUGGAUCUUUGGGGAAUGGCUUCAAAAUAAGCCGCAGACACAAGCGCUUUGUAAAUUAUGUAAAUUUCUAUUUAUCUAUAUAAUUGGCAACAACUGGGAAUUGUAACGCCUGACAGUUCGCAAUCUCUUUCAGCUGCGCUCUAGUGGCUAUGCUGAGAUUACUGAGCAGCUGAAGAAGACGGUGUUUUCAACCAUGGGGAUGGGGAGAGGCCGCCCAUCCCCUCCCCCUUCCCCUGCCGAGGUGCUAAUGCAAUGGUGGAUGCUGGGGUGUUAGCCUUGACCAAAUGCUAAAUUCUCCAUGAGUAUUAUAAGGUACGAACGUGACUAUCCAUCAUAAGGAAAUGGAAAGGACUGAUGUGCCAGCGAGAUGGUAUACAGUUUAGAGAAGCGAUUAUUUAUUGUGAAACUGGUCUCUACAUCAACUCCUUUCAGUGGAUGUGUUCGCAGCAGAAUCUCUGUACAUAGAGAUGUUAAAUUCUGAAUCCCAGCUCAUGUUCCUUAGGGCUUGAAUUACACUUUUUUUAAACGCCUAAGCACUGUUUGGCUCUGUGGCAGGAUGGUAUCUCAGAAACGCAUUCAUUGUGCUAACACUCAGAAAAUACUGUCAAAUGCAAAAUAAAAAAAUCUGAAAGUUUGGUCUGA